CAAAAAUCUCCCAGAAAAAAACUAACUUUAUCACUAUUUACAACACUCAUCUGCACUUCGGCUUUCAUUGCCCUAUUCUAUACUGAGACUAGAAUUAGUCUUCUUUCUUCCAACCACAUUUUCAAGCCCUGCCCGAAGCGUGACAAGCAUAAGAAGAUUAUAGCAGGUAAAAAAAGUGGAUAAAAUUUGACCAUGUGAAGUUUUUUAUGAGAUGGAGCGAGUAUAAUCUUAGUGCCGUUAAUGGUUGGUUUUGCUGGCUCAUAGACGAUGAAGGAUUGGAACGCCGUCGAAUUACAGAUGCAACAGAUGAUAGGUUCGUGUUUGGUUCAGAGGAAUGCACUCUAACUGCUGGGAAAUGGGUGUUUGAUACUUCAAUUAAGCCUUUAUACACGGAGAUUACAUGUCCAUACAUUGACAGACAAUUUUCUUGCGUUAAGAAUGGCAGAAAAGAUUCAGAUUAUCUUCACUGGGUAUGGCAGCCUGAUGACUGCAUCUUGCCACGUUUUGAUCCCGAAAAUGCCCUGAGGAAAAUCCAAGGGAAGAGGAUGAUGUUCAUUGGGGAUUCAUUACAAAGAAACCAGUGGGAGUCUUUUGUGUGUUUGGUUAAUUCUGUUAUUCCAGAAAACCAGAAGUCCAUGAAGCGAGGUCGGGUUCAUUCCGUCUUCCGAAUUAUGGAAUACAAUGCUACAAUUGAAUUCUAUUGGGCGCCGUUCUUGGUGGAGUCUAACACGGAUAUCCAUAUAAUCACGGAUCCAAGUAAGAGAAUCAUCAAGGUGGACUCAAUCUCUACCCGUGGAAAACAAUGGGUAGGAGUAGACAUUCUAGUCUUCAACACUUACGUCUGGUGGAUGAGUGGCCUCAAGGCCAACACUCUAUGGGGAUCAUUUAAAAACGGCAAAGAUGGCUAUGAAGCAUUUGAUACAGAUGUGUCAUAUAGACUUGCAUUGCGUACAUGGGCAAACUGGAUAGAUUCAAACAUCGAUCCCAACAAAACACGGGUGUUCUUCACCACAAUGUCUCCCGUGCACAUGAGGAGCGCGGAUUGGGGGAGGGAAGAUGGGAUAAAGUGCUUCAACGAAACAAGGCCGGUGAUGAAGAAGGGGCACUGGGGAACAGGGUCAAGCCGGGAGCUGAUGAGAGUGGUGAACAGUGUAACGAAGAGGAUGAAAGUGCCGGUUACGUUCAUCAACAUCACACAACUAUCGGAGUACAGAAUCGACGGUCACCCUUCGAUCUACAAUGAGCUUCAAGGGAAGCUAUUGAGUGAUGAGCAGAAGGCAGAUCCUUUGCACUUUGCAGAUUGCAUACAUUGGUGCUUGCCUGGUGUCCCAGAUACAUGGAACCAGAUUCUCUACACUUAUUUGUAGCAACAGCAGAAGCACAAUAUUUAUGUACGUAGUACAUUUUUUACGGAGGAGUAUUCCAUUUACUUUUUUCUACCAAAUUUAUUAAUAAAUAUUCCUUCUGUUU
Cuscuta campestris is the source of this 1470-nucleotide messenger RNA. The record is from the annotation of a GenBank genome assembly. Lineage: Eukaryota; Viridiplantae; Streptophyta; Magnoliopsida; Solanales; Convolvulaceae.